UCCUAAGAUGGCGGACCGGCGGCGCAGGAGGAAGCGCGCGUCUCAGGACAGCGAAGACGACGACGAGUCCGGCUCGGGUUCGGACAGCGGACGGUCUGGUUCUCCUGACCCAAAGAGCCGAGUCCGAGAUCCCGAGCCGGCGGAGGUGGAGGUGGGCCGGACCGAACCGAAAAGCGACGUGGAGUCGGAGUGUGAGUCCACUGAGGAUCCUGAGACGAAGGCGGGAGGAAAACCGGGCCAGCACCUCGAUGAUGACGAGGACCGGAAGAACCCGGCCUACAUCCCCAGGAAGGGUCUGUUCUUUGAGCACGACGUUCGAGGCCACGCUCAGGAGGAGGAGAGGCCCAAAGGUCGGAACAGGAAGCUGUGGAAGGACGAGGGCCGGUGGGAGCACGAUAAGUUCAGAGAGGAGGAGCAGGCGCCCAAGAGCCGCGAGGAGCUCAUCGCCAUCUACGGUUACGACAUCAGGAACGGAGGCGGCGGUCAAGGAGACCGAGCGUAUCGACAGAGACGACCCCGGCCCGGUUCUUCUCCAAACAGGGACAAACGGUGGAGGGACGGGGGCGGAGGAGGACCCAGACCGGCCCGGUCCUGGCAGAACCGAGGAGGAGCUGCUCCACCUUCAUCUCUGCCUCCCUCCUCUUCAUCCUCUGCAUUCCCUCCUCUUCCUUCCGCUCAUCGCAACAGUAACUCCUCCAGACCACCCCCCUCCCGCAGCAGGCCCCCCCACCCGAACCAGGCAACCCCCCCUCAUUUGGAGUACAGGAGUAACGAAUCAAACGCACCUCCGCUCCAUCCCAGGGAGCGGCUGGGUUCUAAAGCUCUGGAGCCUGCAGGAGAGAGGGGCUUGGCCAGCAGGGGGGCGCGGGGUCCUGGAGGUAAAGCGGGGCCAGCCGUGGUCAUUGAGGAGGUGUCAGUCAGUCCUGGGGGGCCGGGAGAGGAGGAUCUGAGCUCAGCCUCUGCAGCUACAGCUGCCUCACCUCAGCCAGGGGGGUACCAGUCACCCAGACGGCAGGAACGGGGCGCUGCUGACAGGUCUGCCUCUGGACCGGCUGCCUCCCCCUCUGACCCCUCCCCUCAGUCUGCCGCAGCCAAUCAGGAAGCCUCUCCGCCCACCGAGCGGCCAGUGGAGCGCAAGUCCUACUCUCUGGCCCGCAGGACUCGAUCGCGACCCUCAGACCUGGGCAGCAAGCAGGCCUCUGUGGAGGAGUCUGCAUCUGGGGGAAACACCUCCUCUCCCGGCAGCGGGGGAGGGAAGGCCUGGGCCGGAGACGGGACCGGUCCCACGGCGCCGGCAGGGGUGGGUGGGRGCGCGGGACUAGCCGAGCUGGACCAGGACGUGGCUCGACUCAGUCUGGCUAGACAAAACUGGAGUCAGAGCCCGACGUCCUACAUGCGCUCCGAGCUGAGAGGCCUCCCGAACCCCCUGCACAUUGGCGGCGGCCCGCCUCAGUUCUCCAGCAUGGAGGAGAUGGGAGUCGGCUCCAACCGGGCCAAGCGCUACUCGUCCCAGCGUCAGAGGCCUGUUCCAGAACCGGCGCCGCCCAUGCACCUCGGCGUGAUGGAGGGACACUACUACGAGCCCAUGUCGUACCAGGGACCAAUCUACACUCAUGGAGACGGCGCCGCCCCCAUACCGCCCCAAGGGAUGCUGGUCCAGCCUGAGAUGCAUAUCCCCCAUCCUGGUCUCCAUCCCCACCAAUCGGGCGGCCCUAUCGCUAACCCCGCCCUCUACGGAGCUCCGCCUGUCUCUUUGUCACCGGGGCAACCACAGCAGCUGCUGCCUCCUCCUUUCUACCCUCCCCCUGGGGUUGUAACCUUUCCAUAUCCCACCAUGUACCCAAACCCACAGGGGCAGUCCCAGGUGACCUACGGCGGCGUCACGUAUUACGACACGAUGCAGCAGCAGGCUCAGCCCAAACCCUCGCCCCCCCGCCGAACGUCCCAGCCUGUCACCAUCAAACCCCCCCCUCCAGAGGUUCCCUUUGCCUCAGAGUGACCCCGCCCCUCACCACCUCCAGGCCACCCAGUCUAAGCCCCACCCUGACCUGAAGACUACAGGUGGGUUUAGGUUUGAUCCUGGUGUUUCGUGAUGGGAAACACCUGUAGCACCUCGACUGUCCUCUAAGCUCCCCUCAGCUGAGGGUCUUCAACAGAAUCCCCCCCAAAUCUAAACAGAUCUUUAAAAUAAACAUGAAAUAUAUCUGGAAUGAGCAGCAGCAGGUGGCUGGUCUGUUGCAGACAAUCCAGAUACCAGAUUAUAAUCUGGACACAACAGAAAUAUUCUUUCUUUAGCUGGGUGAUAAUCCAGCUAUAAUCCAGCUGAACUCAGGAUGUAAUUGAGUGACUGCUGGAGUGUAACUGGCUAAACAAAUUUAAUCUGGUUAGGACCAAUUAAUCUGCUGCAGCCCUGCUGCAGUCGGGCUCUAAUUGGGCUAAAUUUAGUAAGCUGUAGUUGGACAGUAAUUGURUAAUCUAUAAUAUAUAUUCAUAAUCUGAUUAACCAGGCUAUAAUCUGCUCAUCACCCCUACAAACAGAUUUCCUUUUAACUCUUGAAAAUCUAUAAAAUCAUGUGUUGAAUAAUCUGGAUUAUCUGACUAACCAAGCUUUGAUCUGACUGUAACCAGGCUUUGAUCUGACU
Messenger RNA from Austrofundulus limnaeus, 2642 nucleotides. It is a transcript of the gene casc3, whose product is annotated as casc3 exon junction complex subunit. Gene Ontology annotation, biological process: mRNA processing. Gene Ontology annotation, molecular function: mRNA binding. Lineage: Eukaryota; Metazoa; Chordata; Actinopteri; Cyprinodontiformes; Rivulidae. The record is from RefSeq and is a predicted model, not a curated record. Gene Ontology annotation, cellular component: exon-exon junction complex.